GGUGUUAAAAGUAGUCCCUUCAAAACAUUGGAGAGAGUUGAGUUAGUACGAAUGGGUGUAACUGUGUAAAUACAUUCUGCUUGAAGCAUGAUGUUGUUAGCAGCAGAAAGAAUUACAAGUAACAGAAUUCUAUGUUUUCGUUCUUGGAUAAAUUUUGUAGCCUUGCGUCAAUUCAGUGAAACCAAGAAUACACGUGGAUUGUGAAUAAAUUGCAGCUACAUAUAAUUAAUCGGUGUAAAAUUCAAAAAGAAGAAGGAUACAACUUUGCUGUACACGUGUUCCGUCCAUGAAUUGGGGUAAAAUGGUCCGAGUGCGUUGGCGAUUGACUGAGUUUCCUCGGAGAUUUGUGUCCCGUUGCAGAGCCUUGGUCUCCUGGCUGGUACUUCUGCGACAGACUCUAUUUUAUAAUGAGUUCACUUCGUACAUAGUGGGUCUGGAAACCGCAGCGGAACCAAUGUUCUGGGUGGUGGACAAAUUCUCCAAAUACUUUGGACCGAUUUUCGUUGUACUUGUGGUGUGCCUGACCACGUCUGUGGUGGUCAUCUUUUACGUCUGCCUCCUGCCACAUGUGUUCCAACAGAGCCUCAGUAAGACCGUCUUCCACCUGAUCUUUGGACACUGGCUCCUGGUGAACAUCGUGUUUAACUACGUGAUGGCUACAUUCACAGAUCCAGGUCAUCCUCCACAGGAGAUUCGGGAGACAGUGUCUAUUUGUAAGAAGUGUAUCUCUCCCAAGCCGCCGCGAGCUCACCACUGCAGUGUGUGUGACAAGUGUGUGCUAAGGAUGGAUCAUCAUUGUCCGUGGAUAAAUAAUUGCGUUGGUUUCUUCAACCAUCGCUAUUUUUUCCAGUUCUGUAUCUUCAUGUUGUCGGGGACAAUUUAUGUGUGUGUCACGGGGCUGGACUUGUUCAAGCAGCAUUUCUAUGGCGACAAGUAUUACCCGUUUCCUGCUGUUUUUUACCCACUCAAUAUGGCCUAUGACAUCAUCUAUGGAGACCAUAAUAAGCCAUUUCUGGGUGGUGUGGCGGCCUAUAGCAUUAACUCCUCCAUACAACAAGAUCACGGGGGGCACAAGCACAUUCCUGGAGCGGAUCUAGAGGUGGACAUGCGGGGACAGCACUACCAUGCAGCGGUGGUUUAUGAGUUUGUGUUGUGUUCGGCGGUGGUGAUUGCACUGCUAUUAUUAGUCUUGUGGCACGUGAGAAUGAUCAGUUGUGGAGAAACAAACAUCGAGGUUUACAUCAACAGGAAGGAAGUGGACAGGCUGAAGAAAUUAGGGCUGGUUUAUACAAAUCCUUACCAUUAUGGAUUUGUUAGAAACUGGCAGUUGUUUUUUGGCCUUGGAAAUGGAAAGACGUUUCUGAGGAAUGUGCUAUUCCCGUCUACACACACACCCUCUGGUGAUGGACUGACGUACCCUCGUAUCACAAGCAGAGGUAACCCGGAGAAAAAAGACCUUGGUCUGAUGCUGUUAUGACAAAAACCAUCAGACUAGUUGUUCUCUGUAAAUGUGUAUGUUAUGCAAACUGUUCUGAAAGUGAAGGAUUCAACAGGUUGACUGAAGGACUGGAUUCUAGCCAAAAGUUUUUAAAACCAAAUUUUAUUAUACCCCCUGCAACAAGUUGUG
Ostrea edulis (European flat oyster) is the source of this 1627-nucleotide messenger RNA. Its product is annotated as palmitoyltransferase ZDHHC16B-like. Gene Ontology annotation, molecular function: palmitoyltransferase activity. NCBI's taxonomy places the organism in Eukaryota, Metazoa, Mollusca, Bivalvia, Ostreida, Ostreidae. The transcript has 9 exons. Gene Ontology annotation, biological process: protein palmitoylation. Gene Ontology annotation, cellular component: Golgi apparatus. Bases 287 to 1477 code for a protein of 396 amino acids. The record is from RefSeq and is a predicted model, not a curated record.